AGUAGAAAGAAAGGAGCAAAAGUAGAGGAGAAAACCAGAUAAAUAAAGAGAAAUUUGUCAAGUAGCAAAUAAAGGCGAAUAAAAAAGUCGAAUUUGCCAAAACCCAGAGAAAAGAAAUAACACCAGAAGGAAAUUGAAAAGUCUUUGGGUCAAUGGGCAACUUUGUAAGCAGACAGAAUGCAGCUGUCGAGGAAGCGGAUCAGACCAAUACGAAUCAUGCCUACAAAUAUCCACCAAGGAUGGGCAACUUCUUUGGCAGCCACUUCAUCAUGGGCGGUGAGCGCUUCGACACGCCCCAGCCCGAAUCGUAUCUGUUUGGCGAGAAUGCGGAUUUGAAUUUUCUGGGGAAUCGUCCGACCGCAUUCCCAUAUCCACCACCCCAAGCCAAUGAGCCAACUAAGACAUUGAAGAGUUUGGUUAACAUUCGCAAAGAAUCUGUGCGUUUCGUUCGCGUGCCAGUGGAAAAAAAGGCCCACGAACUAGAGGAGAAGCCAGAGAAGAAAGCCACAAAUGUGACCAUUGAGGAGAUCGAUGGCAAUGUUCUCUGCUCCUUGAGUGGCAGCGGAAGUGGUGGUGAUGGUGAUGUUACCACCACAAUUACACCGCCACCACCGCCUCCACCAUGCUCUUACAAUAUUGAGUUCACUUUCGAUUCUGAUGCCAAAUGUGCCAUAACCAUUUAUUAUUUCUGCUCGGAGGAUGUCAGUCCCAGUGGGGUGACUCUCGUGCCACGCGAUGGACUCACCUCAGAGACUUAUCACUAUGAGAAGGGCAUUAAUCAGAGUUUCUCACAGCCGGGACAUCUGUUUAAUCCGCAGCUAAUACCCGAAGAUGAUCUCAUCUACAGCCCCGGCAAGGAGCAAUAUCCUGUAGCCAUCCAUUGUGUGGUCGAGGAGGGUAACGAAGAGUGUCGCCAAUCGCAUACAACCAUUUGUGUAAUUGACCAUCAUCCGGAGAGUAAUUCAUAUGUCUUGCGUGCUCUCAAACAGAAGAUCUUUGUAGAUGGUCUAUGCUACCUGCUGCAGGAGAUCUAUGGCAUUGAGAACAAGGCGGUGAAUAAGGCCUCGUCCAUGGAUGAGGAGAUCGAUGACCAUGGCAGCGAGUGUGUCAUUUGUAUGAGUGAGACAAGAGAUACCUUAAUACUGCCGUGCCGUCAUCUUUGUUUGUGCAAUUCCUGUGCUGAUUCGUUGCGUUAUCAGGCCAACAAUUGUCCGAUUUGUCGGGCACCAUUCCGUGCACUGCUCCAAAUACGAGCGGUGCAAAAGGGCAUCCUUAGUACCAGCAAUACGGGACAUAUUCUAACCAGCUCUGGAGGCGGUGGAGCCACUACUGGUGGUACAGGCAGUGGAAGCGGCGAACCAGCACCGGUGGAUGUACCUCCAGGCUAUAUACCAGUCUCUUUAAUUGAGGCUCUAAAUGGUCCUCCUCAAUAUAUUGCCAGACCCAGAACUAGUGAUCAUGAUCUAACCGAUUCAGUGGGCACAAUGACUACAGGUGGCAAUGGAGGGGAUCAGAAGACGACGGCCUCUUCACCCUUGAAGUCUGGAAGUCAGCGUCGGAACAAGGGCAAGAAAAAUGCAUCCACUUGUACUUCAACAAAUGAAGUGGGCACUUUAACCACCUCUUUGAGUAACAGUUUGGCUGCAUCGGCGACUUUAUCGGUGGUAGAGAUUGAAAGUGAUCCCAAAAAAUCGACAACUGCCACCUGCACCUCACCCACUUUGACUGGUGGCACUGAUAAGCUAAAAAUUGUCAAUGAGCGUAGCAGUAAAUAUGGGCGUGGCAGUGGCACAGAUGAUGAUGUGGACAGUGAGAAUGAAAAGUUGUCGCCGUUGCUAUCAUCAUCAUCGCCGAAUGGUCAUAAGCCUAAAACUCAAUCCAAUAAAACCCUAAAGCAGGUUGUGGCCACACUUGAGGCUGACGAUGCGGAAGGUGUCAAAACAGUAGUCGAGGGCGGAGGCGGAAGUGGAGGAGCAGCAGCAGCAGUCGCCUCCAGUGAAAUGAGCAACAAUGAGGAAAGAAAAACCGAACGAUCUACUAAAGAGGAUGAUUCCGAGGACUAUUAUACGCCAGAGGAUACACAAAACUCAAUACUGAGUCCAUUGUGCCCCACAGAGAAAGAACGAGCCAAGAGUGGUGAUCCACUUUGUGGCGUAAGCAAUUUGAAUCCACAGCAAGCGAAUCGUGUUGUUGUUGGCUUCAGCUGCAGUUCAGUGAAAAAGAAUUUGCACAAGAAAUCCACAUCGGUGGGUAAUAUGAACUCAAAUCUGAAUUCAUCUACCACAGUUGUUGACCUCAAAUCAAAUAAUGGUGUCAGCUCUCUGCCAGAUAUGUUAGACAGCCCCAUUGGCAGUGGCAAUUCAGCAUCUACACGCAGCUCCAGUGAUAGCUAUUCAUCCAGUUCGUCGACCAAACAAUUACUUAGCUCGAAUCCAACAAACACUGCGGCCAAUAUCAUCGUGGACGAUAAGACCGCUCUACAGAAUGCCGUCAAUGUUUGAAUUGUCGAUGUGGUUUGUGGUUUGGUCACAGGCUUAAUUUAUUGAUAGUUUAAUGAAAGUUGCUUAAAAGCCGCUAGCAAAAACUACAGGACAACAGGACAAAAUGCCGCCAGUACCAUAAAAAUAUUGAUGGAAGUUCUCGAUUAAAUUCAUUCGGUACGAAAGGAACACGUUAGCAGUUUUCCUCACAGAGGAAUAGCCGAAUUUAAUUAGUUUCAUGUAGACAUUUUUUUUUAAAUUCAACUAGAACCUUUUUUAGUUGUUCUGUGUUAAAUUGGCUUCCAACGUUUCGUGCGAACAAAAGGCAAAUGUUAAAUUAAUUACGAGAAUUCUUUAUGGCCUCUCCGUAUGUAGUAGUACUAACUUAUUAGCUUAAAUGGCUUCGGGGGUAAUUACAAGACAAAAUACAUAGCUUACAAUUAUAUUAUAUAAUAUA
Molecule: messenger RNA, 2937 nt
Organism: Drosophila willistoni
Lineage: Eukaryota; Metazoa; Arthropoda; Insecta; Diptera; Drosophilidae
Gene: Mrgn1
Product: E3 ubiquitin ligase Rnf157
Exons: 3
Coding region: 153-2501 (782 amino acids)
Biological process (GO): protein ubiquitination
Cellular component (GO): cytoplasm
Molecular function (GO): ubiquitin protein ligase activity
Source: RefSeq, a predicted model, not a curated record